Quercus lobata is the source of this 739-nucleotide messenger RNA. RefSeq names its product maltase-glucoamylase, intestinal protein. The transcript is spliced from 4 exons. Bases 84 to 608 code for a protein of 174 amino acids. The record is from RefSeq and is a predicted model, not a curated record. Lineage: Eukaryota; Viridiplantae; Streptophyta; Magnoliopsida; Fagales; Fagaceae.
CUUCUAUAAAAUUAAAAAAAAAAACUAUAAAUGGUCGGUACUCGUCAACUCGACACGGAUCUUCUCUUUUCUCUGUGUCUACAAUGGCGGAAGAAGCAGCAGAACCUGCUCCACAUCCUCCUCCUACUUUCAUAGAGGUUAAAUGCAGAAGUUCGGGGAAGACAAGGCGGUUUGCGGUUGGAACAGACGCUGGAUUUGCUUUGUCACUAAUAAAUCGGACAUUAAUGGGUGCAGCCACAGCCACAGCCACACCCCCACCCCUUGCUCUGCAUAUAGAAGCCUUUAAAGAAAGAGAGGAACCCAUUGCUUUUGGACCCAAUUCCCUUCUCGUCCAAUACGGUCAUGGUUGGCAGUUGCAGACUCGAACCGAGCUCGAUUUUGAUUUCCCUGUUCCAAAAGGGGAGCGGCUCCUGCCAACCCGGAUUUCUACAGUAAAGGGUACUGAUGGCUCACAUCCUGUAGAGAGGGCUGCAAAACCAGAAAUCAGUUUUGUGUACAUUGGAAAAAUAAUUUUAGCUUUCAUUUUGAUUUUUGUGCUUGGUGUAAUUUUCACAUUGGCUCUUGAAAAUCUUCCUAGGCUGAUAUUGUUUAUUAAGUCAUCCAUGUAAUAACUAUUGUUAUUGAACAUGUGGAAUAGUAUAAUGCAAAUGUAGAUCCUUUUGCAACAGUUAAUUGAACUGAAGUUUCUGAGCCACAACCAAAAAUAUAAAUUCGAUAAGGUACAAAAAAAUUGAUAUUU